CUGCCACGGGUACAUUGACUACAUUCCAACCAUAACGACCAUGGAGCGUCAUGCCAUGACCCCGAGACCCCCGAAACCAAGCCCAUGAAAGCGAAACCAAGCCCAUGAAAGCAUGCGCAUGCUGGUGAGUCGUGACCACGCGGACGCCUGGACAGUGGGCACUCCUGGUGCCCUGGACACCUUCACUCGUGUUAGCCUCCUGGGCCUGCUUGCCUGCUUGCCUGCCUGCCUUGGUGCGAGCAAACACCUCCUCCUGUGCCCUUCGAUUCGCUGCAUCCAUUUGGAGACGACGUGGCUCACCGCUGCAGAGAAAUCCCGUUGCGGUGAGUCGUGGACGUGGAGAGAGGUCCUACUUGUUCUCACUUUAUCUAUGGCUGUCGAUAGCGCCACGACUGACCACAGCGCGUUCUGCGACUUGCCCUAUUGGUACUACCGGCGGAGUGGCCACCGUUAGUCUCUCUUACACACACAUAUUCGACUCUACUGUUGGCCUGAACUGCCUCAGCCUGGCGACGAUGGAGCGCCGCUGGAACCAACCGGCAGGGUCGCCAAUCCCGCGUCGAUGCCUGCCGGAAUGCAACAGAAGUUCUAGUCCCAGUCCUAGUCCAAUGCAAGCAGCCAACUCCAACGACACUCUCGGAAACAUCAACCAAGUCAAUGAUCCUUCGAUCCCCAUGACUAUGGGUUCCCCGUCUUCGCCAUACCAUUAUCCACCAGCGGCCCAGACGCAAUGUUGGUCCCGCCUGCGUCCUUAUAGUCCACCGCACAUCAACAAGCAAUCGACUGCCACCACGGGACGUGACCACAGGCCCGCCUAUAACCAUCGGACCAUGCCAAGUGAAUGUCACACAAAGUCUGAAGCAACGACUUAUCUGGAGACGUCACUACUCUCCAAGGACCCGAAUACCACCACGACAGGCACAGCUUCGAUCCCACCGGGGGAUUCCUCCUGCGACACGCCGAACACGAAUACCCGGUAUACACUGCUCCUCCGCCUGCCUUGUGAGAUCCGCGCUAUCAUCUACCACCUCGCGUUGCACGACGGCCGCGAUAUCGACCUGCUGCUCACCUGUCGCCACAUCCUCAUGGAUACCUCCUCCAUCAUCUACGACCGGCCCAUCAGCUUCGCCUCCCAAGCCAAGCUCUUCGCCUGGAUCGAUCGCAGCAGCGAGCACGAUCUCCAACGCGUCCGCCACCUAACCAUUCAACUCACCGACGUGGAUCUCACACCCCUAUGCGACCCCACAGCAAUUCGCCACGGUGGUAGUAACGGUAAUAACAACAACAACAACAGUAACACCAGUAACACCACCACCGCCCCCACCGCCUGGGACCUCUACCAACGCGAACUCAUCCAUCUCGACGCAGCUCUAGCAGCUCUCCCCACAUUGGAAACUCUGACUAUCCGCCCUCCGGAUCAACAUCGUUCCAUGUUUGUCCGAAGCAUGUAUACGUGCUUUGUGGCUCGCAUCCCCCUUCGAUGUCCACGGCUGAAACUUUUGACUUUGUAUAAUAAUAACAAUAACAAUAAUAAUAAUAGUAGUAGUACUGGUAGUAGUAGUAGUAGAAGCAAUCCCUUGCAAAAUUUGCCCGAGUUGAAGCAGCUUGCGAAGGUUGUUUUUGAGGAUUUGCCUCCUGCUUCUUCUUCUGCUGCUACUGGGAAUUCUUCUUCGUUAUCGAAGGCGGCUGCUGCUGUGGCUGUUGCUGCUCAGAGGGGCCCCGUGAGGGUGAAAUUAGAAAGGGAAGAGUGAAGAGUGAGGGUUUGAAGGCGGGGGUUUUGUUGUGAUUUUUUUAUUCAUAAAAAAGGAAAGAAAGAUGGUUUUUGGUGAUACAUGGAAAGAA
Messenger RNA from Sphaerulina musiva SO2202, 1842 nucleotides. RefSeq lists its product as uncharacterized. NCBI's taxonomy places the organism in Eukaryota, Fungi, Ascomycota, Dothideomycetes, Mycosphaerellales, Mycosphaerellaceae. The record is from RefSeq and is a predicted model, not a curated record. The transcript has a single exon. Bases 516 to 1751 code for a protein of 411 amino acids.